GGGUUUCCCCUGAGAACUCGAUGAAGUGAAGUUAGUUCACGAACCAUUAAAAAAUACCUAUUUGAGGGGUUUUUUAAUAACCAGUUAAAUUAAUUAAGUACAGAUAAAAUUAUUUUUAUUGAUAGCACUCCAAAUUAAAAUAUUUGUUGCACUUUUUCGCAUUUUCAUAACCUCAAUUUCGGUAACGUGAAUUUUAAAGACAUGUUAAAUGUCAAAUGUGGCAACCCUGUAACCAAUAUAACCUAAGUAGUCGAUGUCAAAGAUGUCAAACGAGACGAGUUCCAACACUUCAGACCCAACCGAGUUCACGAGCACAAAUCUCGAAAAGGCAAAUCCAUAAGGAAUAAGCAAGUAUCAGUUAUGCUGAUCGUCUCGUAUGUAUUCCAUUGCGACUCAGUUUAAUCAGAUUUAGAUUGACUCAGGGAAGACAUCUGUACUCGUUCUUUAAAUUUUGUAUCGAUCCUUCUGCAGAAAAUAUUAUAAGAGUGGUGAUAGUUUUUGUCAAUAAAUCAGAAUUAUAAAAAUUAACCAUCAACAAUGUCAGUCGCGUCGCAUAAUACGGAUCAAAAAUUCAAUGUCGAAUGACGAAUGUCAACAAAUGAAGUCGUAGAACGUUAAUGUCACAGCUCGUAACAUUUUGAAGCAGCGAAGCUAUGGUGUCGACCCACCUCUUCUAUCAGAAAUAUAAAAAGAAGAGUUUUCGCCCUCUACCAGAUAUGGCCACGAAUCUUCUUUCAUCUCGCUGACGGAUUUUUCUCAAUAUGAUUUUUAGCAUCAACCUUGGAUAUAAAAACUCGUGCCAAAAAUCAUCAAUGGCGGAAUUGCGGGAAUCAUUGGAGUAUCCGUGGUGUUUCCACUGGAUUUGGUCAAAACAAGAUUGCAAAAUCAAGUUAUCGGACCUAAGGGAGAAAAGAUGUAUUCCUCAAUGUUUGACUGCUUCAAAAAAACGUAUGCCGCCGAGGGUUAUUUUGGGAUGUAUAAAGGUUCAGCAGUCAAUAUUCUUUUGAUCACACCGGAAAAGGCCAUUAAACUUGCAGCCAAUGAUGUGUUUAGACAUCAGUUAACUCCAGGACCAGGGCAAAACCUUUCACUAAUUCGAGAAAUGCUUGCUGGAGGUUCUGCUGGAGCUUGCCAAAUAGUUAUAACAACUCCUAUGGAGUUGCUUAAAAUUCAGAUGCAAGAUGCUGGCAGAGUUGCUUCUGCUGCUAAAACAGCUGGAAAAGAAGUGCCGAAGAUAUCAGCCUGGUCUUUAACAAAAAACCUUUUUAAAAAAAGAGGAAUCUUAGGACUUUAUCAAGGAACUGGUGCAACGGCUCUUAGAGAUAUUACUUUCUCUGUUAUUUAUUUCCCGCUUUUCGCCAAUCUCAAUGCUCUCGGUCCAAAACGUGAAGAUGGAUCUUCUGUGUUUUGGUGUUCAUUCGUAUCUGGAUGUGUUGCUGGUUCAACAGCAGCGUUGGCUGUUAAUCCGUUUGAUGUAAUUAAAACGAGACUUCAAGCCAUAAAUAAAGCUCCUGGUGAACCUACCUACGAUGGCGUCUUAGACUGCAUCGGAAAAACCUUGAAGAAUGAAGGACCUACGGCAUUCUUUAAAGGAGGAGCAUGCAGAAUGAUGGUUAUCGCUCCUCUAUUCGGAAUUGCACAAACGGUCUAUUAUCUCGGCGUAGCUGAACAAUUAAUGGGUCUCCAGUAAAACUAUCAUCUUUCCAUUGGACUUUAGAAUUUAAAUACCAAGCAAUUACUGAACAUAAAUGACAAUAAUGAUCAAAUAUCUUAACAAUACGAACUAUAUUAGCUAGCUGUUUUAUAUUCAGGGCAUAACAGUAUCGUGGCUUCAGGAUUGUACUUUUAAUUUAUAUUUUAAAAACGUAUACAAACAGCAUAAAGCGAUUGUCUUCAGAUAUUUGUGAUCUUUGUAAGUCCAGAUUCUUUAAUAUUAAUCCUUUACCUAAAUAUCAAUCCAAUCUUCGAACUUUUUUAUUUAAAUUCAAAUUUGAAUCACAAAACUCUUCAACUCGCUAAAACGAAACAGUAUUUUAAUUAAAAAAGGUCCUGAGUAGAUUGAAAUGUAGUUGCCGACUUUCUGAAACUUUAGACUUUGUAGGAUCAUAGAAGGCAUUCAAUUCAGCGUUUUUCAAACUUUGUUGGCUAGAGAUUCGAUAGCUCACUUUUGAUUUGCGAAAGCAUAAAAGAAGUCGUUUUGUAUCGCUUCAUGCUCAGGUGUCGCAGUAUUAUUAAUUUUUCUACCACUUUUCUCUCCUGAAGCCAUCAAUAAAUGCAAAUGGUCAAUUAGAUCAAACUAAGAUCGCGAAAAGUAAAAGAUUCUCGUUCUAUCCAUAUCUAAGAGCUUUGUUGUAAACUAAGAACGUUGUAAAGAAAGAUGUACAAAUUUAUUUUUUAUUGCAAGGGAUUUUUGAAGGCCAACCAAGUGCCAGUCGCGCCUAUUUUUUAUUCUUUGAAUCUUCUUGAAUUACAUCAAGAGCCAUAUCCGAAAUUCGUGUCCUAAAGUAGUUAUCAAGAAAAGCUUGAAUCAUUAUUGUGGUGCUGCGGUUUGUUGUAUAAAUGAAUUAAUUAUGUAUUCUCCCAGAUUUGGAAGUUAAUUUAAAUAAGCUGUGAUUUUCUAGCUUAAUCUUGAAUCAUUGUUUGUGCUGAUAGCUUUGAAAUUAGAAUAAUAAGGGGCAUUGCUGAUAAUAGUUAUCCCCGAGCGAAAAGAGAACUGUCAUUUUUUUUGGACUCGAAGUUUCUUUUUUAAAAACAGUAUACAUGUUAUAUAUAAGUGUCAGAUGCAAAUGUAUUUAAAAGAAGAACAAAAUGUUCAACGAAUCUCCGGCAGCGAACGAAUCACUGCCGUUCGAUUGUUAUUUAAAAUAUACAUGUUAAAAGAAA
Messenger RNA from Belonocnema kinseyi, 2883 nucleotides. RefSeq names its product mitochondrial glutamate carrier 1-like. Gene Ontology annotation, biological process: aspartate transmembrane transport; L-glutamate transmembrane transport; malate-aspartate shuttle. The coding region runs from base 914 to 1690 and encodes 258 amino acids. The record is from RefSeq and is a predicted model, not a curated record. The transcript has 9 exons. Gene Ontology annotation, molecular function: L-glutamate transmembrane transporter activity; L-aspartate transmembrane transporter activity. Lineage: Eukaryota; Metazoa; Arthropoda; Insecta; Hymenoptera; Cynipidae.